AUGAAGUGUAAAGACAAUAUGGUUUUGAUCAUGGGUGCCACCGGUUCCGGCAAGUCAUCACUCCCGGUUGAUCUGGCUUUACAUUCCAACGCCGAGAUCAUCAACUCUGACAAGAUGCAGUUCUAUGAUGGCUUGAAGAUCACCACGAAUCAAUCAACCAUUGCGGAACUACGUGGAGUGCCACAUCACCUUCUCGGUAAACUACACCCGGAGGCUGAAGAAGUCACAGCUGCAGAGUUUCGCGUUAUGGCUGCUAAAGCCAUCUCUGAGAUUACUCUACGUAAAAAGCUCCCAAUACUUGCCGGUGGAUCCAACUCCUAUAUCUACGCUCUCCUUGCAAACUGAUCUCAUGACCCUGAAAACUAUCCGUUUUCUGAUCACAAGGGCUCAAUCUGCUCCAAUUUGAGAUAUGAUUGUUGUUUCAUUUGGAUAGAUGUGGAUCAGCCUGUGCUAUUCGAGUAUCUUUCCUUACGUUUGGAUGUCAUGAUGAAGUCAGGUAUGUUCGAGGAGAUCGCUGAGUUCCUUCGCGCUAGCAAGGCCCCAAAAGAGCCAUUGGGGAUAUGGAAGGCUAUAGGAGUGCAAGAGUUUGGUGACUAUCUCAAAAUGUACAAGUUUGGGGACAAUGAGAUAAUGAAAUGGGAUCCUGUGAGAAAGGAAGCUUAUGAGAAGGCGGUGAGAUCGAUCAAAGAAAACACGUUUCAGCUCACAAAGGAUCAAAUCAGGAAGAACAAGUUGAGAAAUGCCGGGUGGGACAUAAAGAAGGUGGAUGCUACAGCAUCGUUUCGAGAGGCAAUUAGGGCAGCCAAAGAAGGUGAAGAUGCAGCUGAGAUGCAGAGAAAGAUAUGGAACAAGGAAGUGUUGGAACCGUGUGUGAACAUUGUCAACAUCUUUUUGGAUCAGCCGAUCGAUUAG
Molecule: messenger RNA, 912 nt
Organism: Camelina sativa (false flax)
Lineage: Eukaryota; Viridiplantae; Streptophyta; Magnoliopsida; Brassicales; Brassicaceae
Product: adenylate isopentenyltransferase 4
Biological process (GO): tRNA modification; cytokinin biosynthetic process
Cellular component (GO): mitochondrion
Molecular function (GO): tRNA dimethylallyltransferase activity; AMP dimethylallyltransferase activity
Source: RefSeq, a predicted model, not a curated record